AUGCCUAGCGCCACGGGAGCGAACUGGGAGAAGUACCAGAAGAACUUCGCAGACGACGAGGAGCCAGAGAAGAAGAUCACCCCUUUGACAGACGAUACUCAAAACCUAUGGCGCCGCCCCUACGCCAACGCUCUCAAGAAGCUCGAGAAGGAUAUCAAGGAAAGACAAGCAAGUGUCAACGAGAAAAUUGGUGUGAAGGAAUCCGACACCGGUCUCGCACCUCCACACCUUUGGGAUGUCGCCGCCGACCGACAACGUAUGGCCGAAGAGCAACCGCUGCAAGUUGCUCGCUGCACAAAGAUUAUUCAGGAUGAGAAGGACUCAGACAAGAGCAAAUAUGUCAUCAACGUCAAGCAGAUUGCCAAGUUCGUUGUUAACUUGGGAGAACGCGUCAGUCCGACAGAUAUUGAAGAAGGCAUGAGAGUGGGUGUCGACCGCAAUAAGUAUCAGAUUAUGCUGCCGCUGCCGCCCAAGAUCGACCCCAGUGUGACGAUGAUGACCGUCGAGGAUAAACCAGAUGUGACAUAUGGCGAUGUGGGCGGAUGCAAAGAACAAAUCGAGAAGCUACGAGAGGUCGUAGAGAUGCCUUUGCUAUCACCAGAGCGUUUUGUCAACCUCGGCAUUGACCCACCCAAGGGUACUGGUAAAACUCUCUGUGCUCGUGCUGUGGCCAACCGAACAGAUGCAACUUUUAUCCGUGUCAUUGGUAGCGAAUUGGUGCAGAAGUACGUCGGUGAGGGUGCCCGGAUGGUUCGUGAGCUGUUCGAGAUGGCGCGCACGAAGAAGGCUUGCAUUAUCUUCUUCGACGAGAUUGAUGCUGUCGGUGGUGCUCGUUUUGAUGAUGGCGCUGGUGGUGACAAUGAAGUGCAACGUACCAUGCUUGAGUUGAUCACCCAACUGGAUGGCUUCGAUGCCCGUGGUAACAUCAAGGUCAUGUUUGCCACUAACCGGCCGUCUACACUCGAUCCAGCGCUGAUGCGUCCUGGACGUAUUGACCGCAAGAUCGAGUUCUCCCUGCCGGAUGUUGAAGGCCGCGCCAACAUUCUCCGUAUUCAUGCCAAGAGCAUGUCCGUCGAGCGGGACAUUCGAUGGGAGCUGAUUUCCCGUCUAUGCCCUAAUGCGACCGGUGCGGAACUCCGGAGUGUUGCGACCGAGGCAGGCAUGUUCGCUAUCCGCGCGCGUCGAAAGGUGGCGACGGAGAAGGACUUUUUGGCGUCCGUGGAGAAGGUUAUCAAGGGUAACUUGAAGUUCAACUCGACUGCUACGUACAUGCAGUACAACUAG
Molecule: messenger RNA, 1284 nt
Organism: Penicillium macrosclerotiorum
Lineage: Eukaryota; Fungi; Ascomycota; Eurotiomycetes; Eurotiales; Aspergillaceae
Gene: rpt1
Product: proteasome regulatory particle base subunit RPT1
Exons: 5
Coding region: 1-1284 (427 amino acids)
Biological process (GO): proteasome-mediated ubiquitin-dependent protein catabolic process
Cellular component (GO): proteasome regulatory particle, base subcomplex
Molecular function (GO): ATP binding; proteasome-activating activity; ATP hydrolysis activity
Source: RefSeq, a predicted model, not a curated record